AAAAUGGCGGCCCCCAGUGGUGUUCCUUCCGUACGGAUCCUUUGAAACACAUGGGACUGAGCUCGUUUCCUGUCGUCAGGAUGGCAGUGUGCGUGACCCAGAGAAUCGGAUCUCACUUGGCCAAAAUUGCUUCCGCAACCCGGAGCAUCCAUUGCAGUGCUGUUGACCAAGCCGGUGGCGAAUGGAGGGUGAGGCAAGGUUUCCCUGUCAACCCUUCAGAAUAUGGACCUUUAACAGACCUGCCUGAUUGGUCUUUUGCCGAUGGGCGACCUGCUCCCCCAAUGAAAGGUUAUCUCCGUCGGAGGGAAAAGAACGCCGAGCUUGCACGUCGUGUGGUUGAGAUCUCUGCAGAGAUUGAUCGUGGGAUGGAGAAAUGGGAAGCCAAGCAGAGAGAAGCGGAGCAAGCAGCUCAGGAAAAACGACGCAAUCGGCUCCAGCCAAAAGCAUACUUUGUUCCAGAAACCCCCAAAUAAAUACUUAAAUUUUGUGUGA
Messenger RNA from Anolis sagrei ordinatus, 492 nucleotides. It is a transcript of the gene MRPL52, whose product is annotated as mitochondrial ribosomal protein L52. Gene Ontology annotation, cellular component: mitochondrial large ribosomal subunit. Gene Ontology annotation, molecular function: structural constituent of ribosome. NCBI's taxonomy places the organism in Eukaryota, Metazoa, Chordata, Lepidosauria, Squamata, Anolidae. The record is from RefSeq and is a predicted model, not a curated record. Gene Ontology annotation, biological process: mitochondrial translation.